AUGUGGGUGUGCGCCUUCCCUGCAUUCACUGCGUUUCUGUAAGGGUUUUAAGAUGGCGACGGUGCAUCUGCGGAUCGGCGAUUUGGUUUGGGGGAAGCUUGGACGGUAUCCACCCUGGCCAGGAAAAGUCGUCAGUCCUCCAAAGGACCUGAAAAAGCCCAGAGGCAAGAAAUGCUUCUUCGUAAAGUUCUUCGGGACCGAGGAUCAUGCCUGGAUAAAAGUCGAACAGCUGAAGCCCUACCACCCCCACAAGGAGGAGAUGAUCAAGAUAAACAAAGGCAAACGCUUCCAGCAGGCAGUGGACGCUGUUGAAGAGUAUCUAAAGAAAGCCAAGGGGAAAGAGCAAGCACAUGCCUCCGAUGACAAAAAUAAAACGGGGAAGGGACAGAAAACAACAGCGAAACCGGUGAAGAUUAUAGAGGAAGAUGAUGAGGACGCAUUUAAGGGCGGUUCUUCGGACAAGGAUCAAACUGACUCUGACCCAGAACCGUCCUCUGUGCAGCGGGUGGUGGCUGGAACAGUUGCAGGAUUCAAAUGGGAGAGCAGUCCGGUAAAGGAUGACCCACAUUUCCAUCACUUUCUGCUCAGCCAGUCUGAGAAGCCAGCCUCUUCGAUGGAGCCGAUCAGCAAACGGUUGAAGAUAAUCGAGGAGGACACUGGCUCCACAUCCAUUCAGGCAGCAGACAGCACAGCAGUCAAUGGCAGCAUCACACCUACAGACAAAAGGAUAGGGUUCCUCGGGCUUGGGCUAAUGGGUAGUGGUAUAGUCUCUAACCUGCUGAAGAUGGGGCAUGUUGUCACCGUGUGGAAUCGCACAGCAGAGAAGUGUGACCUGUUCAUCCAGGAAGGUGCCCGAUUAGGGCGAACGCCAGCAGAGGUUGUGUCCAUGUGUGACAUCACAUUCUCCUGUGUAUCGGACCCAAAAGCUGCCAGAGAUUUGGUUCUGGGUCCCAGCGGUGUUUUGCAGGGAAUCAGACCAGGAAAGUGUUAUGUAGAAAUGUCUACAGUCGAUCCAGAAACCAUUACAGAACUGUCACAGGUCAUCACAUCCAGAGGUGGCCGGUUCCUGGAAGCGCCAGUGUCAGGCAGCCAGCAGCUGUCCAAUGAUGGGAUGUUGGUGAUAGUUGCUGCGGGAGACCGGAGUGUUUACGAAGACUGUAGCAGCUGUUUCCAGGCUAUGGGCAAAACAUCCUUCUUUUUAGGAGAAGCCGGCAACGCUGCGAGGAUGAUGCUGAUUCUCAACAUGGUCCAGGGCAGCUUCAUGGCCACCAUCGCAGAGGGACUGACUCUGGCUCAAGCCACGGGCCAAUCACAACAGACCUUCCUGGAUAUUCUUUGUCAGGGGCAGAUGGCAAGCACAUUUGUGGACCAGAAAUGCCAAAAUAUCCUGCAGGGCAACUUCAAACCAGAUUACUACCUGAAACACAUUCAGAAAGAUUUAAGAUUAGCCAUUUCAAUGGGAGAUUCAGCUAAUCACCCGACACCAAUGGCAGCAGCUGCAAAUGAGGUCUACAAGAGGGCAAAGGCUUUGGACCAGUCAGACAAUGACAUGUCUGCAGUCUACAGAGCUUACAUUCACUAAAUCCCUGAAUAUGUGCUCAAAAUUCUGGACCACAAACCUUUUUCAUUCUCCUUUUCUUUCAUUCUCCUUUUCUCCUUUUUCCUUUGUUUUCCUGCAGUUUUCCUUUGCUGAUGAAUUUCCAUUUAGCAGUGAUCUCUUUUCCCGCGUGUGAUAAUGGGAACUCUUUAGCAGCCUCCUCUGAGCAUUGCACUGACUGUUUUGUGUUUUUUUUUUUUUUUUUUUUCUUGUAUUCGGGCUCCGCGUUUCCUCCGCGUGAGGGAAUUUUAUGAUUAAGGGCAGCAUGUUUCUGCGCACCGGCGUCGUUUGAAGGCGUUUGUUUUAUGUAUCACUCAUAUCUCUGCGUGGUUGUUUAUUUAACUUCCUCCGUCUGACUGUCGUCGUCCAGAAUUCCAAAAAAAAUGCCUGCAGCGAAAAAUGAGCCGUAAAGGCGAAAGGAGCAUGAAGAAAAAGCCACUGCAUUGCCUUAAUAUCAUAACCCACAUAGAUGUAUUUAUUUAUUUUAUCUCUGAAGAUCACCAGACUACACAGUGUUUGGCCCGUCACUAUAUUUGUCAUUUUUUAUUUUGAGGUUCUCCUGUUAAAGAGUCAGCAGUGUUCUGAUGCCUUAUAAAGAAUGCAGUAAUGUGAUUUACUAUUUUUAUUUUUUUUUAAUUGGGCAUAUAUUAAUCAUAUGUCUAAUUCUGAUAAGGUUUCUCAGUCUACUGAAAUGCUUUUCUAGGCUUUGGUUUGUGGUCAUUCUCAGUGAGGUCACUGGUUAUCGGUCACUGCUUUAAGUUCAGAGAUGAGUCGACUAAACUGUGGAUAUGAAGAAAAUCAAAAAAUGUCAUUUAGUUUGAGUUUUAGGCAUUUCGUUCAUUUAUUUGUUUUUGUCAUGGACCUCUAUAAAAAUAACACCAUUUCAUGUUUUUAAAGGCUGUCGAAUCAUGACUUGGUCAAUUUUUUAUUUUUUUUUUUGGCCCUCUUUUGAUUUUGUCUGAGACACUGGUCAGCAUUUUGCAAUAUGAAAACUUCUAAAAUCGAUAAUUUUAACAAGCUUUGUUAUAAUCGUGGAGAACAAGCACGACCAUUUUCUCACUUCAAUACAGAUUUUGCAAUAUUUUAUCCUUAAAUUAUAAUUUUCUUGAUUUUUAAAGUACAUAUUGUACGCAUUUUCAGGCGCCCAGACUCCGGCUGUGGAGGUGCAGCGUUUCCAUUUUAAAACCCGACUCGAAUAAUACAGGGUUAUUCAUUUUCUAAAGAUUAAAUGUCGGAAAGACAUUAAAAGGUGGGUCUUUGUGAUCGUUUUGGACUCUGAGACUGUAGUAAGCUGUAAAUAGCCCCGUCUGUGUGGUUGGGUUACUCAAGGAAUCCAAGACGUAACAUGCUUUCAGUUUGACUCUACUGAAAUUAUUAAUCAUUUGGUGUCUUAAUAUUCUAGGCUGUUCUUUUGUUUUGUGUUAGCUGAUGGAUUUAUUUACUGUAAAUGGAUUGAUUUAUGUGGCUUAUACAGUCCUUCUAAUGACGAUGUAAAAAUGACAAGCUGAUUCCAGUUCGUGAAAGGAAGGUGGUGGAUAAUUGGAAAUAUUUAUAAUUUCUUGUAAAUGUGAAAAUGUUAAGCUUUUUUUUGUGCAGUCAACUGAAUCCUUCCCUGAAUAAACAAACCCAAUGUCCAA
Messenger RNA from Pygocentrus nattereri (red-bellied piranha), 3234 nucleotides. It is a transcript of the gene glyr1, whose product is annotated as glyoxylate reductase 1 homolog (Arabidopsis). NCBI's taxonomy places the organism in Eukaryota, Metazoa, Chordata, Actinopteri, Characiformes, Serrasalmidae. The transcript has 16 exons. The record is from RefSeq and is a predicted model, not a curated record. Gene Ontology annotation, molecular function: NADP binding; oxidoreductase activity, acting on the CH-OH group of donors, NAD or NADP as acceptor; NAD binding. The coding region runs from base 53 to 1582 and encodes 509 amino acids.